Grosmannia clavigera kw1407 is the source of this 1014-nucleotide messenger RNA. RefSeq lists its product as uncharacterized. Lineage: Eukaryota; Fungi; Ascomycota; Sordariomycetes; Ophiostomatales; Ophiostomataceae. Bases 1 to 1014 code for a protein of 337 amino acids. The record is from RefSeq and is a predicted model, not a curated record. The transcript has a single exon.
AUGGACGACCGCAAUCCCCCACCGGACCCCAAAGGCAAAGCCCCGGCCACAACCCCAGCCGCAGCCGCGACGUCGUCAUCGGGAAGCACAGAUCCAGAGCGUCCGUCUGUGUUGUCACGCAUCGUCCGGUCGGCCGCUGGCCUGGGCCGUGACGCCUUAGCUGGCCGGCCUCACAGCGGCGAUCUGGUCGGGCUUGCCUCGAACAAUAGCAGCAGCAAGGCAGGGCCGUCGCCAGCCGGCGGCAACAGCAGCAGCAGCACAGAAGGCUACGCCAGAGACCAGUCGGGAGAACAGAGACACGCGGCUACGUCGUCGACGGCUUUCGUGGCCGGACACACGCGGCAGCACAUUGCCGCGCAGGAGGACGCGUUUGCUCGCUUUCUGGACGGCGCCGACAUCGACACCUCGAUUCCAGACGACCUCCCGGGACUGGUCGGCUUCCAAGACGUUGCACCUCCGGCUGUCCAGCCGGAAUCGGAGGCGCCGACCUCCUUCUCUGCCGCUGUCGCCGAGCAGCAGUCCCGUGACGGGAUCGACGUCGUCCACUUGCUGGCUGGUGGCCACGGCGCAGAGGAAGAGCCAGACUACGGGCAGGACGUGGAGCUGGCCGAGGAUGAGGUGGCCGGCCUGCAGCGGGCGCUCUUUGGCAGCAGCCCGCUGGCCGUCAGCUCCACCACCACAGUCACCUCCUGGGACCACGUUCUCAACUUCACCCCCGCGUUUAUGCGUCCGACCCCCGGAAGCAUCAGCAGCGACGGCGACAGUCAUACCCUGUUGGGUGUCGGCCAGUCGCCCGAGGCUACUCGGCUGUGGCUGGGCCAGUGGCGCGAUGUGCUCACGCGCUACGAUGAAGAAGUCUGGGGCGGAUUGGCCCCGCUGGUGGCAGAGGCGCGCGACGAGGUUGAGCAGCUGGACGAGGCGGCUUCAAUAAAGCCACCAGAUGGCCCCUCGCACAGCACUAGGGCACUCGGUCGGCUGCAGCAGAUCCUGGGCCACCUUCGGGGCAGCCAAUGA